AUGUCAAUACGCACUGGAAAAGUUACGGCAAAGAAAAUUCCUGUUCGGCAACCAUCACCAGAAAUACCUACACCCGUGAAAGUUACUAAAUCGAAUAUUAUUGAUGAUAAUAUAGAAAACAAAAUACCAAUUGAUAAUAUUGAAGAAACAAAUCCUCAGUCAUUAUCUAUUGAUCCUAAUGAAAAUAAAAUUGAUAUUGAUCCAACAGCAAUUAUGUUAGCUAAUGGACAACCAUUAUUAACAAAUUUUGAAGAAAAGUAUCUAAUAGAUGUUAUUUUAAAAACAUUAAAUAAAGAUAUUGAAACAAUUCUAGAAGAAAAAAUUCAUUUUAUUCUACGAAUGAAUUAUGGCUCACAAUCAUCAUUAUUUACAUUAAAUUCCCGUUGGAUAUUUGAUUUUAUUCUUAAACAUUUUCAAACAUUAACUACUCAUAUAAAUUCUUCACAAUUAUUUGAAAAAUUUUUAAAUAAAAAUUUUGAUAAAAAUAAUUCAACAAUCGCUUUUAAACAUUGGCAAUUAAAAACACUUGUAAAUGAACAUUCAAAAAAACAGCAACAAGAACAAUCGACUGUUUCACAAAAACGUCGAAUGACUGUCCGUCGUAUUGACUUUGAUUAG
Messenger RNA from Rotaria sp. Silwood1, 618 nucleotides. Lineage: Eukaryota; Metazoa; Rotifera; Eurotatoria; Philodinida; Philodinidae. The record is from the annotation of a GenBank genome assembly.